AUGAUUGUUCAAGGCACUGCUGGCACUGGUAAAUCAUUUUUAAUAGAUUGUAUUAGAAGAGAAUUAAACAUAUCUCCACCUAUGACGGAAAACCCAUUGCUUGUUUUAGCACCAACAGGAGUUGCUGCAUUUAAUAUACAAGCGACAACAAUCCAUGCAGGGUUGCGCAUACCUAUAAGAGAAAUGCAUCCUUUGACAGGGCAAUCAUUAAUGACAUUGCAAGAGCAAUUGAAACAUAUCAAAUAUAUUCUGAUAGACGAAAUGAGCUUUUUGGGCCCGAAACUACUACUUAAGAUAGAUAACCGUUUACGCCAAGCAUUCCCUAACAAACAACAUGACAACUUUGGUGGCGUGUCCAUGAUUCUUGUUGGUGAUCUUGCUCAGCUUCCCCCUGUUAUGGAUAAACCUAUAUAUGCUUCACACUCUACAGGCCUCAGUUUAUGGCAUUCUUUUACUAUUGUCAUAACAUUGGACACUAUUUUCCGCCAGCAAGGUGCAUCUAUAAGACAACAACAAUUCAGAGCACUUCUUCACAACUUAAGAAACGCUCAAGCACUCCAACAUGAUUGGCAGUUUCUAAUGUGCCAGACAAAUGCAACAUUAACUAUUCAACAAAAGAAAGAUUUCAACUCUUCAAUCCACUUGUUUGCAACAAAUGAAUCUGCACGCUUGCACAACAGGAAAAUGCUCAAAGAAUUAAAUUUGCCUGUCGCUCUAAGUUUAGCUAAAAUUGCUAAGCAAACAAAUACUGAAUAUGACACCAAUGAACAGCUACCAUUGGAAGUAUUACUUUCUAUUGAUCAGCAAGUGAUGUUAAUAGCUAACUUGUGGAUCAAAGUUGGCCUUGUUAAUGGUGCUAUUGGUCUCAUAAAACAAAUUGUAUAUGAAAACAAUACAAAACCACCAGACUUGCCAAAAUAUGUGGUUGUCCAAUUCAAUGAUUAUAAUGGUCCUCCAUGGGAUAUAGCACAUCCAAAAGAUAUACCCAUUUUGCCAAUAACGCGAGGUAGGCGUACGCAAGUGCCUUUAACAAUGUCUUGGGCCAUCACUAUUCACAAAUCCCAAGGUCUUACAUUAGAUACAGCUACCAUUGACAUAGGUAAUACUGAAAAGCAAGGCCUCACAUUCACAGCUAUUUCCAGAGUCAAGACAAUUGAUGGAAUACGGAUCGAACCACCAUUCUCUUUUGAAAGGUUUUCCAAACUGCAAAAUAAUCCUUAUACAACCAUUAGAAAGAAAGAAGAAACUCGUUUGCAGCUACUCUCUGCGCAAACAGAUAUCUAUUCACCUUAA
Cryptomeria japonica (Japanese cedar) is the source of this 1293-nucleotide messenger RNA. RefSeq lists its product as uncharacterized. Gene Ontology annotation, molecular function: DNA helicase activity. NCBI's taxonomy places the organism in Eukaryota, Viridiplantae, Streptophyta, Pinopsida, Cupressales, Cupressaceae. The transcript has a single exon. Bases 1 to 1293 code for a protein of 430 amino acids. Gene Ontology annotation, biological process: telomere maintenance; DNA repair. The record is from RefSeq and is a predicted model, not a curated record.